Molecule: messenger RNA, 615 nt
Organism: Entrophospora candida
Lineage: Eukaryota; Fungi; Glomeromycota; Glomeromycetes; Entrophosporales; Entrophosporaceae
Source: the annotation of a GenBank genome assembly
AUGAAUACCAAUAUAUUCUCAUAUAUUAUUAAUGAGGUACAACUUGACAAUGAGAUUCGCCUUCUUCCUAAUCCUCCUUGUAAACUAUAUUCACAAAUUACAGGGUUCAUUUCGCCUGAUCUUAAUAAUAUCAAUCAUUUAGGCAUCCCCAAACCUCAAAACGCUUUUAUCCUAUAUCGUAAAAAUUAUGCUGCAAAACAUAAAUCUUCUGAUUAUCAAAACUUGGCUCGUGAAAAACAUAAAUUGAUUUAUGGUAAAAAAGACAGCACUACUGGUAACCAAUUACCAAAAGGAUAUACUUUUAUUGAUCAACAACCAGUACUGCUACAAAAAAUAGAAGUUGAUAAUAAUAACAACAAUUAUUAUAAUCCAAAUUCAUCAUCUUUCGCUUCUUUUCUUCCAUGUUCUAUUUCAUCCGAUAAUAUUCUUCCUAUUAAUUAUGACAACAACAUCAUCAAUAAGACUAAUGCUCUAUUCCAAUCCACCCAAUUCAACAAUUUAAAUGAUAAAAAUCCUCUAGAAGGUUUUCAACAAUACAUACAAACUGAACAAACAGAUGUACAAUUAUAUAGAGAUUGUUUAGAUUUAUUGGAUUUUGUCACAAGAUAUAUUUGA